Molecule: messenger RNA, 1447 nt
Organism: Habropoda laboriosa
Lineage: Eukaryota; Metazoa; Arthropoda; Insecta; Hymenoptera; Apidae
Product: glutathione S-transferase 1-like
Exons: 12
Coding region: 249-1418 (389 amino acids)
Biological process (GO): glutathione metabolic process
Molecular function (GO): glutathione transferase activity
Source: RefSeq, a predicted model, not a curated record
GCUAAUUAAUUAAUUAAUUCUGCGUUCGACAGCUUCGUUGAAUUACAGUGGAAGGAAGAGGUUUCCUCGAGAGCUCGUUACAUUUACCUUCGCCCACGAUCGUUCGUUCCUACAAUCGGAGAACACAGUCCGACCAUUCACGGAAGAAGUUCCAUAAAAAUCAGCGCCGAUCUACUCGAUGAUCUUCCAAUCCGUAGGAUCCGAACACAGCAGUCAGAAGCAAAAGGAGAACGCGGAGAGGAGGCAGGAUGCCGAUUGAUUUUUACUACUUUGCGGCUAGUCCGCCGUGUCGUAUGGUUAUACUACUGGCGAAAGCGAUCGGGGUCCAUUUGAACUUAAAAACAGUCAACGUUCUGAAGGGGGAUCAGAUGAAGCCUGACUUUUUGAAGCUGAAUCCGCAGCAUGUGAUACCGACGAUGGACGACGGUGGAUUCAUUCUGUGCGAAAGCCGUCCAAUUAUGGGAUACUUAGUGAGCAAGUACGCGAAAAACGACGCCUUAUACCCGAAAGAUCCGAAAAUGAGAGGACUGGUGGAUCAGAUGCUGUAUUUCGACAUAGGCACGCUUAACGAAAAUAUGACUAAAUGCUACUUUCCAGUGGUGUUUUUUGGAGCACAUUCCAUAAACGAAGCAGACUUGCAAGCUGUGGAAAGAUCGUUCGAAAUACUGAACAGCUUCAUCGAUGGCCGCGAAUUCGUCGCUGGUGAUACCUUAACUAUAGCUGACAUUGCCAUUAGUACGACCAUUACCUUCCCGAUACAUAUCAAAAUGCCGAUCGAUUUUUAUCAACUUCCCGGAAGCGCGCCUUGCCGCGCCGUUGCACUGGCAGCAGCCGCCAUUGGAGUCGAAAUGAAUUUGAAGGAAGUCGUUUUGAUGAACGGCGAACACUUGAAGCCGGAAUAUUUAAAGAUGAAUCCACAACACACGAUACCAACGAUCGACGACAAUGGUUUCUAUCUGUGGGAAAGCCGAGCGAUUAUGACAUACCUGGCUGAUCAAUACGGCAAGAACGACUCCUUGUACCCGAAGGAUCCAAAGAAACGCGCGCUGGUCAAUUCGAAAUUGUAUUUCGAUGCGUGCACCUUGUACAAAGCCUUCGCCGAUUGUUACUAUCCCAUAUUCUUCGCUAAAGAACCGAAAAACCCAGCGAAGGUCAGCAGCCUCGACGCAGCCCUUUCGUUCCUCGACAAAUUCCUCGAGGGACGAGAUUAUGUCGCAGGAAAGAACAUGACUCUCGCUGAUCUGAGUAUUGUUUCCACCGUUUCUACAGUAGAGGUCGUGGGCCAUGAUAUCAAAGCGCACAAGAACAUCGCCAGGUGGUACGCGAAGAUCAAGUCAGAAGCGCCGAAGUACGACCAGAUAAACAAAGCCGGCGUGGAAGCGUUCAAAGCCUUCAUCGACGAGAUGAUGAAGAAAUGAGACGAUACGUUCGAUUAUUCGGAGAUUAC